Loxodonta africana (African savanna elephant) is the source of this 7170-nucleotide messenger RNA. RefSeq names its product dual serine/threonine and tyrosine protein kinase (gene DSTYK). The record is from RefSeq and is a predicted model, not a curated record. Gene Ontology annotation, biological process: positive regulation of ERK1 and ERK2 cascade; protein phosphorylation; cellular response to fibroblast growth factor stimulus. The transcript has 13 exons. Lineage: Eukaryota; Metazoa; Chordata; Mammalia; Proboscidea; Elephantidae. Gene Ontology annotation, cellular component: cytoplasm. Bases 263 to 3052 code for a protein of 929 amino acids. Gene Ontology annotation, molecular function: ATP binding; protein kinase activity.
CAAGUCCCAGGAGACCCCGCAGCGACGGCGCCCUCCCGUGGUCCUUCCCUGGCUCUUCGCGCCAGUGGAGCUAAAGGUUCCGUUCGCGGCGCACUGCGGCUUGGUUUGUUUUCCACCGCGGUGACGGAGUUGAGAGCCCGACCGACUGCAGGCGGGGGCGUCAGGAGGCGGAUUCCUCCUCCCUUAAGCGCUGGGGGGCGGGGAGGAGGGAGGCCGGGCCCGCGGCCGGAGACCGAGCCGCCAAGACCCAGCGGCUGAGGAGAUGGAGGGCGGCGGGGUGCCGUGGGGCAGCGAGCCGGUGUCAGGUCCCGGCCCGGGAGGCAGCGGAAUGAUCCGCGAGCUGUGCCGGGGCUUCGGUCGCUAUCGACGCUACCUGGGCCGGCUGAGACAGAACUUGCGCGAAACCCAGAAGUUCUUCCGCGACAUCAAAUGCUCCCACGACCACAGUUGUCCCUCCUCCGCUACGGGCGGCGGCGGGGCCGAGCCCGGCCCUGUCAGCGAUGUCGCUGAAACCGGGCAGCAGCUGGGCCAGCUGAGCUGCAUUUCCUUCCCACCCAAGGAAGAGAAGUACCUCCAGCAGAUUGUGGACUGCCUGCCCUGCAUCUUGAUCCUUGGCCAGGAUUGUAAUGUAAAGUGCCAGCUGUUGAACCUGCUCUUGGGGGUGCAGGUGCUUCCUACCACCAAGCUGGGCAGUGAGGAGAGCUGUAAGCUUCGGCGCCUUCGCUUCACCUAUGGGACUCAGACUCGGGUCAGCCUGGCACUCCCUGGCCAGUAUGAACUAGUGCACACUCUGGUUGCUCACCGGGGCAACUGGGAGACCAUCCCUGAGGAGGACCUGGAGGUCCAAGAAGACAGUGAGGACGCCGCCCAUGUUUUAGCGGAACUGGAGGUGGCGAUGCACCAUGCUCUGUUACAGGAAGUGGACAUUGUGGUGGCACCGUGCCAAGGCCUCCGGCCCACAGUGGAUGUUCUGGGUGACUUGGUGAAUGAUUUCUUGCCUGUGGUAACCUAUGCUCUCCACAAAGAUGAACUCUCAGAGAGGGAUGAGCAAGAGCUUCAGGAAAUCCGAGAGUAUUUUUCCUUUCCCGUAUUCUUUUUCAAAGUGCCGAAGCUGGGCUCAGAAAUCAUUGACUCCUCCACCAGAAGAACAGAGAGUGAAAGAUCACCACUUCAUCGCCAGCUCAUUGAUCUGGGCUAUCUGAGCAGCAGUCACUGUAACUGUGGGGCCCCUGGCCAGGACACCAAAGCUCAGAGCAUGUUGGUGGAACAAAGUGAGAAGCUGAGACACUUGAGCACUUUUUCUCAUCAGGUGCUACAGACUCACUUGGUGGAUGUAGCCAAGGCCCUGAACCUGGUGCACUGCCGCUGCCUUGACAUCUUUAUUAACCAGGCCUUUGACAUGCAGCGGGACCUGCAGAUUACCCCCAAACGUUUGGAAUAUACUCGAAAAAAGGAGAAUGAGUUGUAUGAAUCAUUGAUGAAUAUUGCCAACCGAAAGCAGGAGGAGAUGAAAGACAUGAUUGUUGAGACACUUAACACCAUGAAGGAGGAACUUCUGGAUGAUGCUGCUAACAUGGAGUUUAAAGAUGUCAUUGUCCCUGAGAAUGGGGAACCAGUGGGCACCAGGGAGAUCAAGUGCUGCAUCCGACAGAUCCAGGAGCUCAUCAUCUCCCGGCUUAAUCAGGCGGUGGCUAACAAGCUGAUCAGCUCAGUGGAUUACCUACGUGAGAGCUUUGUGGGAACCCUGGAACGGUGUCUGCAGAGCCUGGAGAAGUCUCAUGAUGUCUCAGUUCACAUUACCAGUAAUUAUCUCAAACAGAUCUUAAAUGCCGCCUAUCAUGUUGAAGUCACAUUUCACUCAGGGUCCUCGGUAACAAGGAUGCUCUGGGAACAAAUCAAGCAGAUCAUCCAGCGCAUCACAUGGGUUAGCCCACCUGCCAUAACUCUAGAGUGGAAGAGGAAGGUGGCCCAAGAAGCCAUUGAGAGUCUCAGUGCCUCCAAGUUGGCCAAGAGCAUCUGCAGCCAGUUCCGGACUCGGCUCAAUAGUUCUCAUGAGGCUUUUGCAGCCUCCUUGCGGCAGCUGGAAGCUGGCCACUCAGGCCGGCUGGAGAAAACUGAAGACCUAUGGCUGAAGGUUCGGAAAGAUCAUGCCCCCCGCCUGGCCCGCCUUUCACUGGAGAGCCGUUCUUUACAGGACGUCUUGCUGCACUGUAAACCUAAACUGGGACAGGAACUAGGCCGGGGCCAGUAUGGUGUGGUGUACCUGUGUGACAACUGGGGGGGACACUUCCCUUGUGCCCUCAAGUCGGUUGUCCCUCCAGAUGAGAAGCACUGGAAUGACCUGGCUUUGGAGUUUCACUACAUGAGGUCUCUGCCGAAGCAUGAGCGACUGGUGGAUCUCCAUGGGUCAGUCAUCGACUACAACUAUGGUGGUGGCUCCAGCAUUGCUGUGCUGCUUAUUAUGGAGCGGCUACAUCGGGACCUCUACACAGGGCUGAAGGCUGGGCUGACCCUGGAGACACGUUUACAGAUAGCACUCGAUGUGGUAGAGGGCAUCCGCUUCCUGCACAGCCAGGGACUCGUCCACCGUGACAUCAAACUGAAGAACGUGCUGCUAGACAAGCAGAAUCGUGCCAAGAUCACAGACUUAGGAUUCUGCAAGCCGGAGGCUAUGAUGUCAGGCAGCAUUGUGGGGACCCCAAUCCAUAUGGCCCCUGAACUCUUCACAGGAAAGUAUGAUAAUUCUGUGGACGUGUACGCUUUCGGGAUUCUUUUCUGGUAUAUCUGCUCAGGCUCUGUCAAGCUCCCUGAGGCAUUUGAGAGGUGUGCCAGCAAAGACCACCUCUGGAACAAUGUGAGGAGAGGGGCCCGCCCAGAACGUCUCCCUGUGUUUGAUGAGGAGUGCUGGCAGUUGAUGGAAGCCUGUUGGGAUGGUGACCCCUUGCAGAGGCCUCUUUUGGGCAUUGUCCAGCCCAUGCUCCAGGGCAUCAUGGACCGACUAUGCAAGUCAAGUUCUGAGCAGCCAAACAGAGGACUAGAUGACUCCACUUGAAAGCGAAGAAGAGGCCAUUCUCUCUUACUUUCUGUUUUUUCCCUUUCCCCCCACCUUUUGGCCAUGGGGGACAUUUGACAUUUAUUCAGUACAGGGAGCUCUCGAGGGAAUUGGUGCUUGCCAGGCAGCUUGAGACCUUCCCAAGCAAAGAUGACUCUUGGAUAGUGAAGAGCUAGAUGGCUGUUUGAGCAUAUUCAGCAGUUCACCGAUGUCCCCAGCUGUCCCUUCAGCAAAAGAUUGUCUAGGUCACGUGUAACAGCUGGAAAAUGGGAUGUUCUGGCCUUGGAAUUGAUAAGGAGGGAAAUCUUACCAUCCUCUGCUCACUGCAUAUGUUUCUUUCCAAGAUACCAAGUGAACACUGCAGUGGCAAUAGUAUUAAAGACUCAUUGCCAUGACUUCCGCAGUUUGAUUCCAUUCAGUGGUCAGAAGAACCCUUAGAAAAUUUGAACUUAGUUCUGUGGUUGUGAGAACAUAGAGACAACGAAAAUAACAUGUGGGUGCUUGGUUCCUGCUGUCUGCAACUGGAGGUCUCAGGUCACAAGCCCCUCUGUCCCUCAAGGCACCAGUGUGUUUACAUUUGUAGGACCACAUAGCCCUGGUUUCUGGGGGGAGGGCUUCACAGUUACAUCACCAAGAGGCAAAGAAAGAAAAAAACAAACAAAAAAAAAGAAGCGAUAUGUAUGUAUGUAUAUAAGCUAUUGGAUUUUGAGUUACUGCUAAACUCAGAACGGAACAGACUCUGUUCCUCUACCCUUGGGCCUUUUUUUUUUUCUUUCUGUUUUUCAUCUCAAGGUGGGGAAGCUGCAGAUAACAUGGUACCUGGGGGUGAGCAUCUGUGCAGAACUGACCCACUGUGAAGUAUCUGAUGAGACCUGAGAAGCUGGCAAGACCUCAAACCUACUGGAAAAUACCGGUUUGUUUUUACAACUUAACAAAAUCAGAAACUCUUCUUUUUGUUUUUGAAUCUAACACACUGAUAUCUUAAAAACUUGAUCCAUGAGCUUUUUAACCAAGGUUUCUUCUGCAGUUUGUCCCUUCUUCUUGCCUUCUUUUAAAUAUAAUUUGUUAGAAGAAAGAAUAAGACAAAACAGAACAGUCUAGCAGAUGUGUGUGUGUGCACCUUACCCCUGUGUGUUGGUGUCUGGGAAGGUUCUCUUCCCUGUGCAGCUGGGAGGAGGAAUAGUGGUCUUUUGGAGAGUUUGUCACGAAGUAUACAUGAGGGAAAUUCUGAUUCCUGUCACAGGAAGGCGUAUAAUUUAAACAGCGGUUUAAAUGUUUGAUUUCAAGCCUUCCUCAAUCAAACUGGCCCGUUAGAUUUAGAAAAACAGGCAGACAGAGGAGGACUAGGCAGUGAAGUGGCUCCUAUCUGCUUAGUCCCUAGGCAGUGUGAUGUGGCCCCUGUGGCCAGCCCCACAGUGUGGGAAACAGAUCCCCGAGCAAGAUGAGUGGGACAUCUACUGCUGGGGUUUUCCAGAGUCAUGCCAGAACUGCCAGCUCUUGGUUACUGACAGCAUCAGUGGAGUCUGUAAGAAACUUUUGAUAGAACCUUUAAAGCUCAGUUUAACUCUUGGCUGUCCCAGGCUCUAAUUAUGGUAUGUUUUGAGUGUGGCAGCCUCCUAAACAUUUGAGGCCUUCAGAAAUGGCAGGGAUAAAACCCUUUUCCCUUGCAAAUGAUGAAGGGAGUGAUCUUUGAGCUCUGUAGGGUGGCGCCUUGUUUUGGUGGAAUGUUCAGUACACUUCUUAGAAUUUUAACACCUACUAGCUAGCUAUACUUCAGGUCACUCUAUUCUUGUCAGCAUUAAUGCGUUGUCCUUCUGGGGACAAUGAUGGGACUUCAGGAAGCCAGGUUUCAAGUAGGAAAGGAGAAGUGAGUGGUCUCUACUUGUGAGAAAUAAUAAAAGAGAAAAUCAGUGUAAGCCUGUUGUGUUUGAAAUUUCCACAAAAGCCUUACAUGGUUCCUCUUUUCAGAGUUUCUUUUAGCUCUGGUUGUGAUUUGAAUUCUCAGUGCCCGUAUGGAGACCACAUUCUUAACAUUCUCUGGAAGUCUUAACUCCUACCUCCAUUCACACUUGGGAGGUUAGGUUCCCCCCACUCAGAGUCCCCUUUCAGUUUAUUCCCUGUGGUUUAGUCUGCUCUCAGAUACCAGUUUUCUAGCAGAUCGUCCACAUUUUUUGCCCAGGGUGAGGGAGGAAGGAAGGGGUUAAUAUUAAGUAAGAAGAGUAGCUGUGUUACAGUUCCUUUAAAAAGAAGUAUUCCGAGAAAAAGGUGCAAAUUCUUCCUGAAAGUCUCCAGGCCAGCCAAAGGCCACAAAUGGAUGUUUGGGGGUGUUAUUUAAACACUCAGCAGGCUGAGUGCAGAAAUACAUGUGCUAUGUAUGUAUAUUUGCUUUUAUUUUGUAACAUUGUCAGCUAAUUUUGGAUUCUUUGUUCCUUGGCACCCAUUGUUACUAAAGCGAUGGAAUGUCAUGACAUGUACUGUAUUGUGUAGUACUUGGGAAGACACUAGAUACUCAAAGACAUCUGGUGGCACUUGGAUUACGGAGGACUCAGCAUAGCCAAAGUCCCGAAGAGUUUACCUGCUACCUGUGGUUGUACAUGCUUCCAAGUGGUGAGGCAAGUUGGCUGGGGGAGGAGGAUGGAUGGCAUUGUGCCAGAAUCACCCUUGCUGUGUGCUGCCCUUCUAAUCAACUUGAUUAGGGUACUUUAUCCCAGCCGGAAAAUGACCACUUCGCCAUUUUUAAUGCCUCUCAUUUCGCUUCAGAAAUCAGACGCGAUGUUGGUGGUGCUUGGGGCAGCCGAAUGACUGACCUGUGCCUAGAUAGCUGGUGGCAAGGUCAGCCUAGCUCGGGUGAGGAACGCUCAGUUUGGCUGAGGUGUCCACAGCCAUGCCCUAGUUCCCUUGAUCUUCCGCAGAGAAUGGCUCAUUGACCGAGCAAGCUUUUCACUUCUCUGGGAAAGAGGACUGUGCUGGUUGUUCCAGACCAAAGAGAGUCACUUUUGACUCCAUCAUCUUCAGGGGGACAGAGCCCAGGCAGCAGGUUCUCCUAAUUUUUAAACACUAAACUGCAAGGAAACUGGCGGAAAGGUUACAUCACCACCAGGGAUACAAUUAGGGCAGUGGUACAGCUCUUGACUAGUGCCUGUGGGCUCACGGAGGGAUCGGAGCUUUGUUUUUCCGAGGGGGGAAGUAGUCUGGGGUCGCAGGGCUGUAACGUGGUAACUGCACUGAAUGACACUUUAUAUGCUGGCUUAUUAUUGAGCACUGAGAAGCAGAGAGGGGGUGGUGGUUACAGUAGCACUUUGGGGAAGAGGGGCGCCCUCUGGCCUUGCCUUGGUGGGAUGGCAUGCUUGGUAUCCCUUUUGGCUCAUCAUGGAAAUGCCGAAGUCCUUGUCACAUCAGAGCAGGAUCCACAGCCCUGCAAGAGUCCAUUGCCAACAGAGUCUUUUUUCCUUGAGUUUUCAAAGCUUGAUUUGCUGGAUCAAAUAACCCACCUUUCCUUUAAAAGGAAAAAAAGGGAGGGGAUUUAUCCUUCUUGGGCAAAGUUGGGGGUGAGGAAGGAGUGACCUUGAGAAAACUUUGUAUUGCAGACUCCUUGGGGGUUUCAAGUAGCCCUACCAUUCUGAAGGGGUUUGAUUGUUAACUUCUGCCCUGUUAACAUCCAGCCCACCUGAGGGGAUGGUGGAGACUGUGUGUGAACACUUGGCAUUGGGGAGGCCACUUUGUCUAGAAGGUUGAAAAGAAAAUUGGUCUGGACGGCUUGUUGUCUUUUGUCUUUAUGUAAUGUUUUUUGUUUGUUUGUUUGUUUUAAAGGACUAAUGUUUAUUACAGUGUUAAAUAAAAAUGUAACAUACUAAGUGUGUAGAAUAAAAGUGCAAUAACAAAAGAAAAUUUGGGACAAACUUCGGUCCUUACACUCUCCCAUCUUAAACUACCUGGCUCUUUCCAUAAUACUGUUACAGCAGGACCAUGUUAAUUGUAUUUGUAAGAGAUGCGACUCUGGGUUCAAUCUUCAUUUAGUGUGUUUUGAAUGGUUGGGUUUGGUUUUAUAGACUCUUCUGUAUACUUGUUGGGAUGCACAGAUACCGGAUGUGCUAUGUAAUAAAGAUCACAUUAACGUC